Messenger RNA from Trichomonas vaginalis G3, 990 nucleotides. Its product is annotated as Eukaryotic translation initiation factor 3 subunit H domain-containing protein. The transcript has a single exon. The record is from RefSeq and is a predicted model, not a curated record. NCBI's taxonomy places the organism in Eukaryota, Parabasalia, Trichomonadida, Trichomonadidae. Gene Ontology annotation, molecular function: translation initiation factor activity; protein binding; metallopeptidase activity. The coding region runs from base 1 to 990 and encodes 329 amino acids. Gene Ontology annotation, cellular component: eukaryotic translation initiation factor 3 complex; cytoplasm.
AUGGAAAACAAGACACCGGAUUCUAUUACAAUUUCACCAAGAGCAAUCUUUGAAAUCAUCAAAGACAUUCAAUCAGGCCGCAGUGGUUCUGAUGCUCAAGGAUAUCUCUACGGUCUUCCAGAAAAUCCAAUUGAAGUCACAUCCGCUUUCCCAGCAUAUUCUUUGAAGGCAGAGCCAUCAGAAACAGCCGAUGAUAUAGUCAAAGAGGAAUACAGGAAUUCAAUCAAAAACUUCCAAAAAACACAUUUGGAAGAACUCAAAGCUUUAAACUGCGAUUAUGAACACGUCGGACGCUACACAUCACGUAACGUUGGUGGUCGUAUUCACUUCCGUGAUUUGAACCGCCAAUGGGAAGAACAAGUUGAAACAUCAUCAGAUCUUUUCACACUUGUCGUUACAAUUAACGGUUCAUCACUCAGCACAAGAGCCUUCCGUGUUUCAGAGGAAGCCUGCGAGUUCAUGAAAGAACACGACAUCAACGAAAUCGGAUAUAUCGAUCCAGUUUUCUUCUACGACAGAUUUGUCCAAGAAUUACAGGUCACGUUCGCUUUGACAAAGCUUGAUGAGGCUCUUAUUCAAGAAAUGCUUAGCCGCUUCAACCUCAUUUCUGAUGUCUUCAUUCUCCGUGAUAUGAAUGCUAUGCAAGAUCAGAUGAUUCAGAUUUACGAUUCUCUUGAUAAGAUUAAAGACGAAGUCACCAAAGCUACAGCUGAUAAGUUCAAGAUUGAAGAAAACCGUGCUGCAAGAAAGCAAUGGGUUGACGAAAGAAAGGAAAAGAAUCUCAGCCGUAUCGCCCACAAGUUAGAACCACUUCCACUCGAAGAUGUUGAUAAGGAAAUUCCUAAGCUCGAUCAGUCAAGAAAACGUGAUGCUAUUGACAAUAUUUACGAUUUCAAGGCUCGUGCUGAUGCUAUCUUAGCAGAGCUUAAGGAUGAAGAGAAGAAGAUCGAUACACUUAGCUCACUAUCCGCUCAGACUGAAAAGAAAUAA